AGAUGACUAUGAGGAUGAUGGAAGGUUGGAAUGGAAGAAAAAUGAAAACAAAUUGUUAAAUUAAAAUAAAGGUUCUCUUAACCAGAUUUGAAUUAGCGCUCAAUUUAUUCCUGGUUAAAGAUAAUUUUACUAAUCACCGCCCAAUGGUUCGACCGGCUUUUGACGUUGCAUGUUUUAUUCACCAUAACAAAUCAUCAUCUCACCAUCAUCUCACCAUCAUCAUCGUCAUCAUCAAAGAUAUGAAAGCUUAACUGUGAAGUCGCUUCAAUCGUUUUUCUCUUUCUAUUUCCCUUUCUUUAUUGCAGACAAUUUUUCUCUUACUUUUGUAUUUUAACUCUCACUGUUCUCAUUGCGUCUUCAGCUUUUUCUAUAGCCUAUUAAUCUGACUAUACGUUUUGUUGUUGUUUCUUGUUUGUUAUCUUAACAAUUAUUCAAGCUAAUACAAUUGUGACAAAAUGUCAGCUAAAGCCAUCCACGAGGCGACUGGUAAAAAUUUGUUGAACAAAUUUCUUAAUGGGACUUGUGCAUCAUCUAAAUUUGUUACUGUCAAUGAGUCAACUAAUUUUGACCAAAUUGUCCGAGACAAUGGUUGGUUAAAGACAGAAAAAUUGGUCGUCAAACCUGACCAAUUGAUAAAAAGACGAGGUAAAUUAGGUUUAAUUGGUGUUAAUUUGGAUUUACCUGAUGUACAAAAAUGGAUUAGCGAGCGAAUGAGUAAAGAAAUCCAGGUUGGUAAAGCCAAUGGAAGACUGAGAAAUUUUAUCAUUGAACCCUUUCUACCUCACCAAGACUCUGAAGAGGCAUACAUUUGUAUUUAUUCUCACCGACAUGGAGAUACCAUUUUGUUUUAUCAUCAAGGUGGUGUAGACAUUGGUGAUGUAGAUUCGAAAGCCAUUAAAUACGACUUGUCUGUUGACGAACAGCCCACCGAAGAACUAGUUAAAUCCAAACUUUUGGUUAACAUCUCUGACAACAAAAAAGACAAAGUGACACGAUUUAUCCUCGACUUAUAUAAGAUUUAUGUUGAUCUUUACUUCACAUAUCUGGAAAUCAAUCCAUUAGUGAUUUCAGAUGAUAUCCAUGUUCUUGAUCUUGCUGCUAAACUCGACGCUACUGCUGAAUUUAUCUGUAAACAGAAAUGGGGUGAUAUUGAUUUUCCUCCACCUUUUGGACGUGAUGCUUUCCCCGAAGAAGCUUAUAUUGCUGAGUUGGAUGCAAAAAGUGGAGCCAGCCUGAAAUUGACCAUUCUCAAUCCAAAAGGUCGUAUCUGGACUAUGAUUGCCGGUGGAGGUGCUUCAGUAAUCUAUGCAGAUACUAUUUGUGAACUUGGUGGAGCUACAGAAUUAGCCAAUUAUGGAGAAUAUUCUGGUGCACCUACAGAACAGCAAACUUAUGAAUAUGCCAAGACAAUAUUGAGCUUAAUGACCAAAGAAAAACACGCUGAAGGUAAAAUUUUACUAAUUGGAGGUGGUAUUGCUAACUUUACCAAUGUAGCGUCAACAUUCAAAGGGAUAGUGAAAGCAUUGCAAGAAUUUCAAACUAAACUGCAAGAUCACCAAGUUUCCAUUUUCGUUCGUAGAGCUGGUCCAAAUUACCAGGAAGGUUUACGGGUGAUCAGGGAAGUUGGUAAUACUCUCGGAAUCCCAGUUCAUGUUUUUGGCCCAGAAACUCACAUGACUGCUAUUGUUGCCAUGGCUAUGGGAAAGCGAGAAAUACCUCAAAUGCCUCAACCUAAUGUAACUACAGCUAAUUUUCUAUUGCCUGGAGGGAUGAUGCAAGGUAAUAAUUCAGGAAUGAUGAAUGCAGCUAAACAAGCUAAUUCUGGGGUCUCAGCUAAUGGCCUUACAUCAACUAGUGAAUCAGGUCCUACUUCCUUAACUUAUUCGGAAAAAUCUCUUUUCACUCCUACAACAAAAGCAAUUGUUUGGGGAAUGCAAAAUCGAGCAGUACAAUCUAUGCUCGAUUUCGAUUUUGUUUGUUCACGUAAGACUUGGUCUGUUGCUGCCAUGGUUUAUCCAUUUACCGGUGAUCACAAGCAAAAAUUCUAUUGGGGUCACAAAGAAAUUCUUAUCCCUGUGUACAAAAAUAUGUCUGAUGCUAUGAAAAAGCAUUCAGAUGCUGAUGUUCUUAUUAAUUUUGCUUCUCUUCGAUCUGCUUAUGAGAGCACCAUAGAAACAUUUCAAUACCCUCAGAUCAGAACUAUUGCUAUUAUUGCUGAAGGCAUUCCAGAAAAUUUGACUCGUAAAAUGAUUAAAAUGGCCAAUGUCAAAGGAAUCACUCUAAUAGGACCAGCUACUGUAGGUGGUGUUAAACCUGGUUGUCUCAAAAUCGGUAACACUGGUGGUAUGUUGGACAACAUUCUAGCUUCCAAACUAUAUCGACCUGGUAGCGUUGCUUAUGUUUCUCGAUCUGGAGGAAUGUCCAAUGAAUUGAAUAACAUAAUUUCGCGGGCAACUAAUGGUGUUUUUGAAGGAGUAGCCAUUGGAGGUGAUCGAUAUCCUGGAACUACUUUCCUCGAUCAUUUGCUUAGAUACCAAGCUGAUCCAAACAUUAAAAUGCUUGUACUCCUCGGGGAAGUUGGUGGAACUGAAGAAUAUGAAGUGAUCGAAGCCGUUAAAAGUAAAAAAAUAACUAAGCCUUUGGUUGCUUGGUGUAUCGGUACUUGUUCAACCAUGUUUACUUCAGAAGUUCAAUUUGGCCAUGCGGGUGCUUGUGCUCACAAUGAUAGAGAAACUGCCGUAGCCAAAAACAAGUCGAUGUCUGAAGUAGGAAUCUUUGUACCCGCUACAUUUAAUGAACUCGGAGAAACAAUUAAAUUUGUUUAUGAUAAGUUAGUUGAUUCUGGUGACAUCGUACCUUCACCUGAAGUUCCACCUCCAACUGUGCCAAUGGAUUAUAAUUGGGCCAGAGAGUUGGGUUUGAUUAGGAAACCUGCAUCCUUCAUGACUUCUAUCUGUGAUGAACGAGGACAGGAACUUUCCUAUGCUGGUAUUCCUAUUACAACCGUUAUUAAAGAGGAUUUAGGUAUCGGUGGUACUUUGAGUUUACUUUGGUUCCAACGUCGAUCCUCCUUGGCACCAUCUCGACGUUUGUCACUCUCUAAAAGACACGAUGGCAUAACCCGCAGCAAUAUCAAAUAUAGAAUUGUUUGUGCUCGAGCGGGCAAAGAUUUAGUUUCAUCACUGGUCUCCGGUUUAUUAACUAUUGGUGAUCGAUUUGGCGGCUUGGAUUGAGGAGCUAGACAAUACAGUGAAGCUUACGAUUUAGGCUUACAUCCUAUGGAAUUUGUGAAUCAAAUGAGAAAAAAAGGGCAGCUUAUCAUGGGAAUCGGACAUCGUGUUAAAUCUAUCAAUAAUCCCGAUAUGAGGGUCAAGUUAAUGAAAGAUUUUGUAAAACAAACUUUCCCCUGUACUCCAAUUUUAGAUUUUGCUCUUGAAGUUGAAAAAAUUACAACGUCAAAGAAGCCAAAUCUUAUUCUCAAUGUUGACGGUAUGAUCGGUGCUGCAACAGUUGAUUUAUUGCGAAGCAGUGGAUGCUUUACUCUUGAAGAAGCCCAAGAAUACAUCGAAAUAGGAUCUCUUAACGGCUUAUUUGUUCUUGGACGAACCAUUGGUUUCAUUGGUCAUUAUCUCGACCAAAAGCGUCUCAAGCAAGGACUUUACCGCCACCCUUGGGACGAUAUAUCCUACGUUCUACCAGAAACUCAGUUUGCUGGCAAUUGAGUUGAACACAACAAAUUUACAUUUACGUUAUCGUGUGCUCGUUAAACAUUACCUUAGCAAAGAAGUUUUGGAUUAAGUUAACCUUCAGAUAGUUUCUUAUGUUCGUAUCAAUUGCAAACGUGUUGAAGAGAUUACAUAUAACCUAUGCAUUUCUCUCAUCCUUUUGCUGCUUGAAUACUUCACAAUAUUUUGCGAUAGGUUUAAUUCCAUAUUUGUUGUUAUGCUAAUUUAAGAGUCAAUUUUUAGCUAAAUCAAAAUGUUGAAAAAAUAGGAUUAGUUUUCAAAUUCUUUAA
Tetranychus urticae (two-spotted spider mite) is the source of this 4015-nucleotide messenger RNA. RefSeq names its product ATP-citrate synthase (gene ATPCL). Gene Ontology annotation, cellular component: cytosol. The record is from RefSeq and is a predicted model, not a curated record. Lineage: Eukaryota; Metazoa; Arthropoda; Arachnida; Trombidiformes; Tetranychidae. Gene Ontology annotation, biological process: citrate metabolic process; acetyl-CoA biosynthetic process; fatty acid biosynthetic process. Gene Ontology annotation, molecular function: ATP citrate synthase activity.